This is a messenger RNA of Colletotrichum navitas, 468 nucleotides long. RefSeq lists its product as uncharacterized. The record is from RefSeq and is a predicted model, not a curated record. The transcript has a single exon. The coding region runs from base 1 to 468 and encodes 155 amino acids. Lineage: Eukaryota; Fungi; Ascomycota; Sordariomycetes; Glomerellales; Glomerellaceae.
AUGGCUCCGACACCGCCUCCCCGUCCUCUCCACGAAGCCCCCCUCGAUCCUGUGUGUCCGAAAACGCCUACGAACGCCAACUUCAGCCGGAAACUUCCAUCUCGGGGGAGCCCGAGCCCACAUAAUCCCUACGGCCAUUCAAAAACGCCUUCAAGAUCCGAGGCACUACAUUCUCAACCAGUUCUACCAUUUUACCCAACUCAGACUCCUGAACCCAGCACAUAUGAUUCCCACUAUGAUCAUUCAAGAACGUCUUCGAGAUCCGAGGCACUGCAUUCGCAACCAGUUCAAUCAAUUCAACCGAUCCAGCCAUCUCAAACUCUAGCACCGGCGGCCGACAUACACCCAGAUUCGAUGUUGCCGAUGACCCGACGAGUGAGCCCAAUAGUACUUCCGAAUUUGCAUUCAAAGUUUUCGACUCGAGUGAAACGUGACCCAAAGAAAAGGUUAUCGUCACAUCCGAUUUAA